Alligator sinensis (Chinese alligator) is the source of this 998-nucleotide messenger RNA. It is a transcript of the gene PTGER3, whose product is annotated as prostaglandin E receptor 3. The transcript is spliced from 2 exons. Gene Ontology annotation, molecular function: prostaglandin E receptor activity. The annotation marks the transcript as partial. The record is from RefSeq and is a predicted model, not a curated record. Gene Ontology annotation, biological process: intestine smooth muscle contraction; adenylate cyclase-activating G protein-coupled receptor signaling pathway; positive regulation of cytosolic calcium ion concentration. NCBI's taxonomy places the organism in Eukaryota, Metazoa, Chordata, Crocodylia, Alligatoridae. Gene Ontology annotation, cellular component: plasma membrane.
GCCGCCUGCAACGUGGCCACCAUCGCGGCGCUGGUGUCGCGCUGCCGCGCCAAGGUGACGGCGUCGCGGGCCGGCAAGCAGUGGGGCCGCAUCGCCACCGAGACGCUCAUCCAGCUGCUGGGCAUCAUGUGCGUGCUCCUGGCCUGCUGGUCGCCGCUGCUGAUGAUGAUGUUGAAAAUGAUCUUCAAUCAUACAUCUAUUGAACACUGCAACGCAACCAGCUACGUGGACGAAAACUCAGAACUGAAGGAAGAAUGCAAUUUCUUCCUGACCGCUGUCCGUUUGGCCUCACUAAACCAGAUUCUGGAUCCCUGGGUUUAUCUGCUGUUAAGAAAGAUCCUCCUCCAAAAAUUCUGUCAGGCAGCAAGUGCUGUCUCCGGCUGCUCUAACACCAGAUGGAAAGAGCGACAGGUCACUUUCUCAGAUGACAUGAGACAGACAACAGCAUGAAAAAAUGUUGAUUCAACUUGCAUGCAAACUACUUUUCACAAGUAGUUUUAAAUUUUACUGUGAAUUUGGGCAUCUGUGGCAUGACAGUGUUCCUGCAUAAAUAGCUGCAGUGUAAGUGGUAUGAAUGGACAUAGAGGGCCAGAUAAUUGCAUAUCAUGUGUGCCAACAAUGCUUAAAUAUAAACAAAGGGAUGUGUUCUGUUCUUAACAGUAACCUCUAAUUCUGGUGUCUUUGGCUGAGAGCAUUCAACCUCCAGAAUGUAGUCAAGCUAAAUACAUCAUGAUUUCUAAGGAUUCUUCUUGCAUCAAGUCAGAGGAAUCAGCCAUUGUUUUGUAAGGGAGACACAGAUUCAACUGCAACUCUACUAAAUUUUGACACUAGGAUUAUCUACUACAUCCAGAUAUUAUUUCUUCCUCCAAUUCUUUUUCCUUUUUGAGGGAAAAGUACAAGAACUUUAAGGAAGAAAAUAAUAGGAAGCCUUUAAUUUCUCCCAAGUUCAAUGUUUUGUUGCAAGAAGUGAAAAUGACAUGUAUUUUGAUGAUGACAUU